AUGGCUUCUACGAAUUUAAAUGAUGACUCUGUUCCUGAUGUCCCUCUAGCGUUCGUUUUUAAUUCAUAUUUAGAUGAACUUACGGAAGACAUACGCGCGCGCCCAAUUCCGUGGGAGGGUUAUCAAAAGGCCGGAUUAAUUACACAAGAGGAACUUGACCUUUUGAAACGUAUUGAUAAGCAAAGUCGCGAACAAUUAAGAUUGGUCAUGCAAAAGGAUGCAGAUAGAUAUGCUGAACUUUAUACAAGUCUCUUGGGAAAGAUGCAACGAGUUGAUACGGUACAACAUAUAUUGGUCAUGACCAACGAUAUGCUGUCCG
Messenger RNA from Racocetra persica, 319 nucleotides. The record is from the annotation of a GenBank genome assembly. NCBI's taxonomy places the organism in Eukaryota, Fungi, Glomeromycota, Glomeromycetes, Diversisporales, Gigasporaceae.